This is a messenger RNA of Anoplopoma fimbria (sablefish), 1339 nucleotides long. RefSeq names its product serine racemase (gene srr). Lineage: Eukaryota; Metazoa; Chordata; Actinopteri; Perciformes; Anoplopomatidae. Bases 107 to 1078 code for a protein of 323 amino acids. The transcript is spliced from 7 exons. Gene Ontology annotation, molecular function: L-serine ammonia-lyase activity; threonine deaminase activity. Gene Ontology annotation, biological process: L-serine catabolic process; L-threonine catabolic process. The record is from RefSeq and is a predicted model, not a curated record.
GUUCGAGCGGAACCAAUGUUGCAGGUGCGAGCCGCAAAGAAACACUGUAAACAUUACGGAGCCGUCACUUUUUAAAGUAACGGGAAAGUCCAAACAAGUGAUUAAGAUGGGUGAGGUGUCAGCAGACGCUGUCACCCUGGACCUGCUGAGAGAAGCCAGGGAGACUGUGAGAAGCAGCCCCCUGGGUGUCAUCAACACUCCCAUGAUCCCCUGGUGCCAGACUACCCUACCCCUCGACAUCCACUGCAACAUCCACAUCAAACUGGAGAACAUGCAGCGAACCGGGUCGUUCAAGAUCAGAGGAGUGGCCAACCAGUUUGCAAAGAGACCAAAGGGGGGGCAUUUUGUCACCAUGUCUGCUGGGAACUACGGGAAGUCUUUUGCGUACGCCUCUAAACACUAUGGGUCAAAGGGCAAAGUGGUGAUGCCUGAGACGGCCCCUGUGUCCAGAUCCGUCCUUAUACAGAGUUUCGGGGUGGAGGUGGAACGAGUUCCCACCUCCUGUCUAAUGAAUGUGGUGAACCGCUGCGUUCAGGAGGAUGAAAGGACCUUCCUGCACUCCUACGAUGACCUGGAUCUAAUAGCAGGACACGCCAGUCUGGGUAUGGAGGUGCUGGAGUUGAUGCCCGAACCUGAUGUGGUGGUGGUGUGCUGUGGUGGAGGGGGGCUACUGGCCGGUGUAGCCGCUGCCAUCAAACUGUCAGGCUGUGAUAAGACCAGAAUCUAUGGUGUGGAACCAGAUGGAGCCUGCACCAUGUACAGAAGUUUCCUUGAGAAGAAGCCAGUGGGCAUGGACACCAAGAGCAUCGCCUCAGGACUUGCACCACCUUUUGCAGGCACACUGCCCUUCGAGUUGUGUCAGCGUUACGUGGAGGGGAUUGUCCUCAUAAAUGAUGAAGAGAUCAAGGCGGCCGUGUCCACCCUCUUCAGGUCUGGCCUUGUGGUGGAGCCGUCGGGCUGCGCUGCGUUCGCUGCCAUCGUUAGCGGCAAGAUACCGGAGCUGGAGGGGAAGAACGUGGUGUGCAUCCUCAGCGGAGGGAACAUUGGAAAGGACGAGCUCGCUAACUUCCCAGGCUGACAAAAGUACACUACUAAAAUGUGACUUUUGAUAUUUUUAACACACUGUGAAAAUGCAAAAAAAGAUUCAGGUCUUCCGAUGUGGAAAGAAUUUCAGUGCCGUUUUGUCUAUAAAUGUAAUAAGUGAGUUUCUGUUGCAACAGCGGAAGCAGACAUGAAUCAUGAUGAAAUUAGUUUUGAAUUUCUAUGGACCAUAAUGUGAAUUUUUACUUAUUUUCUAUAGCCAAACUCUCUUGAUGAGCAUUUCAAGUGUCAUAAUCUC